Theileria annulata is the source of this 660-nucleotide messenger RNA. RefSeq lists its product as uncharacterized. The record is from RefSeq and is a predicted model, not a curated record. The transcript has a single exon. Bases 1 to 660 code for a protein of 219 amino acids. Lineage: Eukaryota; Apicomplexa; Aconoidasida; Piroplasmida; Theileriidae.
AUGUUUUUAACUUGUUAUUUUCAUUUUAUGAUGUUUACUUCCAAGGCCUUGUCGUGGAGAUCUAAUUUUGGAGGGUUAAAGAAGUUAAGGAGAAGAUCAAAGGAUCCAAACGUCAUAAAUUCAAAGGUUUAUUGGUGUUUUGAGCAUAAAUAUAUUCGCCGUACAGUUCUUUCAUUUUGUAAUAAUAAUCCAUUUACACGUUCAUUUUCAAAGUUAAUAAAUCCCGAGGAAGAAUCAGGUAUUUUUUAUUUUUUAAGCCAUGUUUUAGGUUAUAGAUUAUCUCACGAGUUAUCACUUCCCGGGCCUUUUACGGGCUUCAUUCCAGUAAAUGAAGGCUUAACACAGGCCUUACCGAAGCUGGAGUCCUCAUACAAGGAUGCGGUAGUUGAUUUCGUAAGGUCUCACUUUACCCAUCAUUUAUGGCUACAUCGUGAUCUGCUAGGCUCACCAACACAGCCCUGGCUACUGUAUAACAAAACUCGCAAAUUUCCAAAAAAACUACAAACCCUUAAUAACAAAUCUUUGUUCUUCGAACACACAGGAGAUCUGUCAAAGGGUGAUAAGGAAAUCUUUGUGAAUGGAUCAAGGAUACUUCGCUGGAACAUGAGAUGUCAUAAUGGAGUUAUUCACCUGAUAGAUAAACCCCUCUUUGAUAUUUAG